AUGGACUCUGCAGAGCCUUUGAGCCUUCUCUCUCGCCUCUACAUCUAUGCAAUCCAUGGCUAUGUGUGCGAGAUCCUCUUCACUGCCUUCUUUGACUUCAUUAUGAGCAACAGAGACUGGAGGCUUCGGGGGGAGUCCAGCGUUUGGGCGCUCUUCAUCUAUGGAGUAGCAAUGCUGGGAGUGGAGUACAUGUACCUAUCGUUGAGGCUCCAAUGUGGCUUCAUUGUCCGUUCUCUUCUGUACACACUCUGGGUUUACCUGUGUGAGUUCAGCUCCGGAUGUAUUCUUAAGUGUUUCGGUGCUUGUCCAUGGGACUACAGUCACUAUAGAUAUAACUUCAGGGGCCUGGUGACCCUAGAGUACGCCCCCUUCUGGUUUAUAGGUUGCAUUCUUCUUGAGAAAUUGGUUAUCUGGCACACGUUGCGGUUACGUUUGGAAGAAAAUUGGGAACCAGAUCAGCCCUCCUCUGUGCUCACUCCUGUCCUACCAGACGGAAACAUGAAAACAGAGAGGAAGGGCCAGUGGAGCAGUGAUAUAACACAAUACAAACACCUUGUCUAUUCUUCACAUGAAGUGACCUGCCAGCAGGUGGGACUGAUUUAUGAUGAAGAUACUGCAAGUUGA
Messenger RNA from Hyla sarda, 624 nucleotides. Its product is annotated as transmembrane protein 229B-like. NCBI's taxonomy places the organism in Eukaryota, Metazoa, Chordata, Amphibia, Anura, Hylidae. The transcript has 4 exons. The coding region runs from base 1 to 624 and encodes 207 amino acids. The record is from RefSeq and is a predicted model, not a curated record.